Molecule: messenger RNA, 2271 nt
Organism: Striga hermonthica
Lineage: Eukaryota; Viridiplantae; Streptophyta; Magnoliopsida; Lamiales; Orobanchaceae
Source: the annotation of a GenBank genome assembly
AUGUUCCAUACUCAAGGAGCUUUCAAGAACACUUGCCAUCUCCUUGCUGUUUUAAGUUCGAGAAGUGCCGAGAAUAAGCCGAAUCAGAAUGUUUCGGAGGAGAAGAGAAAGUUUCCUUUUCCAGAAAUUGUGUCUUCGGGGCGUCUAGAGGUCCAAACACUGAAAAAUCCGAGUAUAGAUGAAUUCAGGAAAGUUCUAGAUCUGUGGCAGCCAAAUCUUGUGUACUUCCAGGGGAAGCAUUUGCCAAGUGAUGAAGUUGGGCCAGUCGUCUGGGAAGGGCUCGAUUUGUCAUCUCCCCAAGCUCUAUCGGGUCUUUUUAGCUCCACAUUGCCAACUACUGUUUAUUUGGAAGUACCGAAUGGUGAAAGGUUUGCCAAGUCUCUUCAAUCCAAGGGCAUUCCUUAUGUAAUGUAUUGGAAGAAUUCAUUUUCAUGUUAUGAGGCCAGCCAUUUUCGUCACGCACUGUUUUCUGUAAUACAAAGCUCAUCUUGCCAUACUUGGGACGCUUUUCAACUUGCGGAGGCUUCUUUUAGGCUUCACUGUGUUCGAAAUAAUAUUGAUGAUGACCAAAAGGUAAAUGACGACUUUGGCCCUACUAUACUUGGGGAGUCCCCAACGAUCACUGUUGAUGUUCCUGAGAUGGAGGAGCCUGUGGAUGAUGAAGAAAGCUCGUCUGGUUCACUUCCUGCAAUAAAGAUAUAUGAUGACGAUGUGAAUCUGAGGUUUCUUGUUUGUGGAGUGGCAAGUUCUUUGGAUGCUGGCUUGUUGAGCUCUUUGGAAGAUGGUCUAAAUGCCCUUCUAAGUGUUGAAAUGCGAGGGAGCAAACUUCAUAACCGGGUGAGCGCUCUUCCUCCACCCCUUCAAGCUGCCACAUUUUCCCGUGGGGUUGUAACCAUGCGGUGUGAUUUGUCAACCAGUAGCUCGGCUCACAUUUCCCUUUUAGUUUCGGGUAGUGCUCAGACGUGUUUCGAUGAUCAGCUAUUGGAAAAUCAUAUAAAAAGCGAAAUAAUCGACAAAACACAGCUGGUUCAUGCACCGAUAAACUCUGAAGAGUAUAAACAGCCCGUCUCUGAACCACGAAGAUCAAUCUCAGUAGCUUGUGGAGCAGCAGUUUUCGAAGUCAGUAUGAAGGUUCCGGCUUGGGCUUCACAAGUCCUGAGGCAACUAGCACCCGAUGCAUCGUACCGUAAUUUAGUCGCACUUGGUAUAUCCAGUGUACAGGGCUUAGCCGUAGCCUCGUUCGAGAAACAAGACGCUGAUCGGCUCCUCUAUUUUUACGCAAAACAGCUGAAAAAUAGCAAUUCGAACAACCUAAUAGUCAUUGCCCCUCCAUCUUGGCUUAAACCACCUCCUCCAAGUCGAAAAAGACCCUCAAUUUCCCAAGAAAACAUUCAAACCGGCAUCAAACAAGAAAACAAUAACGAGACUAAGGAAAUCGGGUCGAAUGGGCUUAGUGGGUCCUUGCAAAAGUUUAAAAUAGCUGCCCUAAGGCCCAUUCCACACGUUCGCCACCAAAAGAUGCUUCCUUUUUCAAGACUUGCGGAUAUGGAUUUGAACGAUGGUAUUCAGAUGAAGUCCAACUUGCCUAAUGUUCAGAUAAAACACAGUAGUGUUGGUGGCAAUCCUGUGUCCAAUCGAAAAUCAGCUUCGGCUUCAUAUCAGGCGAAGCAGGUCAUAUCAUUGAAUCCACUUCCUUUAAAGAAGCACGGUUGUGAAAGGAGCUCGUUGCAUGUUUGCUCUGAGGAAGAAUUUCUGAAGGAUGUAAUGCAAUUUCUAAUCCUCCGAGGGCAUAAUCGUCUCAUUCCCCAAGGUGGGCUUGCCGAGUUCCCAGAUGCUAUACUCAACGCAAAGCGUCUUGAUCUCUUUAAUUUGUACCGUGAGGUGGUCACGAGAGGAGGUUUUCAUGUCGGCAAUGGCAUCAAUUGGAAAGGGCAGGUUUUUUCAAAGAUGCGCAAUCACACAGUGACUAAUAGAAUGACCGGAGUUGGAAAUACCCUCAAAAGGCACUACGAAACUUACCUUUUGGAAUACGAAUUAGCUCAUGAUGAUGUCGAUGGGGAAUGCUGUUUAUUGUGUCACAGUAGCGCGCCCGGUGAUUGGGUCAACUGUGGCUUGUGUGGGGAGUGGGCCCAUUUCGGUUGCGAUCGAAGACCUGGUUUGGGUGCCUUCAAAGAUUAUGCCAAGACGGACGGGCUGGAAUACAUAUGCCCUCAGUGCAGUGUUUCGAACUAUAAGAAAAGGAUGAACAAAUCAGGAAAUGGUUAUUCUUGA